Molecule: messenger RNA, 1686 nt
Organism: Cyphellophora attinorum
Lineage: Eukaryota; Fungi; Ascomycota; Eurotiomycetes; Chaetothyriales; Cyphellophoraceae
Product: putative sterigmatocystin biosynthesis monooxygenase stcW
Exons: 3
Coding region: 1-1686 (561 amino acids)
Molecular function (GO): NADP binding; N,N-dimethylaniline monooxygenase activity; flavin adenine dinucleotide binding
Source: RefSeq, a predicted model, not a curated record
AUGACCGUGAUGAACGGCACCGGGUCUCUCCCAGGAGCGCAUGCCCUCGACAAUGCGAGACCUCUCAAGGUCAUUGUCAUCGGCGCAGGCAUAUCGGGCAUCUUGAACGGCAUCAAACUUCCACGGGCAGUUCAGAACCUCGACCUUGUCAUAUACGACAAGAACGAAGGUCUUGGCGGCACUUGGCUGGAGAACAGAUACCCAGGGGUAGCAUGUGACAUACCCUCCCACGCAUAUCAACUUUCGUGGGACUUCAAUCACGCGUGGUCGACAUUCUACGCGUCAGGCUCUGAGAUCCUUCGUUACUGGCAGCGUGUGGCAGAGAAAUACAAUGUGCUCAAGUACAUGCGGUUCUCUCACAAGGUGCUCAAGGCGAGCUGGGACGAUGCUACGGCCAAGUGGAGGGUCAUUGUCCAGGAUACAGACAACGGGGGUCAGAAGACGGACGAGGCGGAUGUGUUGAUCAGUGCGGUUGGCAUACUGAAUCAAUGGGAUUGGCCCUCAAUCCCGGGUCUGCAGGAUUUCAAGGGCAAAUUGAUGCAUAGUGCAGCUUGGGACCCAAAUUUUCAGAUUGAGGACAAAGUUGUUGCUGUCAUUGGUGCUGGUUCCAGCGGCAUCCAGAUUGUCCCCAACAUCAGACCAAAAGUGCGCCAGUUGCACCACUACGUUCGAGGUCGGACAUGGAUCGCGACGCCUAUGGGCUUGGAUCAGAUUAUCAAGCGAGGCGUCGAAGGAGAGAACUUUGACUACGAGGCUGAUGAGAUCAAAGGGUGGCAAGACAAUCGGGAGUCCUACCUCGACUACAGGAAAGCCAUUGAGAAGUCCGUUCAAAGUGGAUCUCAAGUGGUGCUACGUGGAUCAGAGGUUCAAGCCAUGGCGAGGCAGAUCUUCUCCGACCUCAUGGCGAAACGACUGUCCAAGAAGCCGGAGCUGCUGCAACACUUCUUGCCUUCCUUCUCACCGCUGUGCAAGCGGAUCACACCCGGCCCGGGAUACCUUGAGGCGCUUACAGAGGACAAUGUCGAGGUCAUCGUUGACCCGAUCGAGAGAGUCAAUGAGACCGGCAUCGUGACCAAAUGUGGCAAGCAGCGUGAUGUCGACGCCAUCAUCUGCGCCACCGGCUUCAACACCCAUUUCGACUCUCUGCCAAUCUACGGCCGCACUGGUGCACAGCUUUUCGCAGAGAACGCGGCUGGUCCGAGAACGGCGAACUACCUAGGCCUAGCGGUGAACGACUUUGCCAACAUGUUCAUGCUCUUAGGUCCCAACUCUGGCCUAGGACACGGAAACCUGCUCAUAACCAUAGAGCGGUUUGUGGACUAUACAGCGCAAGCACUGCAGAAGAUGCAGCUCGAAAAUAUCCGCACAAUGCAGCCAUCCGUCCGCUCAGUGAAGAACUUUACCGCCUUCUGCGAUACGUAUUUUCAACGUACCGUUUACAGCGAGGAGUGUUCCUCGUGGUACAAGACCGACGGCAGGAUCACAGGCCUAUGGCCUGGGUCGAGUUUGCAUGCGGUGAAGGCGCUCGAGAAGCCGAGAUGGGAAGACUGGGAGUACACUUAUCAUGAUGACGAUGAGAUGGGCUGGUUGGGCGAUGGAUCGGCGAGAGCAGAUUGGGAUGCUGAUGCGGAUAAGGGCUAUUACUUGACAUCGCUUGAGGGUAUUACUGACGAUCGUCUGAUGUGA